AUGCAUAUCCAGACUAUUCCUAUGUGGACGGGGAAGAGCAAUAAUUAUGCUUACCUCGUCACUGAUGAGCCUACAAAACAAUCCGUUAUCAUCGAUCCGGCACAUCCUGAGGAAGUGAUUCCGGUGUUGAAGUCUGAAGAGGCUGCUGGAAAGGCCAAGGUGACUGCGAUUGUCAACACUCAUCACCAUUGGGACCAUGCUGGUGGCAAUGAUGGGAUUCUCAAAGAAUUCCCUCAUCUCCAAGUCGUCGGCGGCGCAAACUGCCAAUCAGUCUCAAAAACGCCCACCCACGGCGAAACAUGGAAGAUUGGCGAGCGCAUCAACGUGAAAGCUCUCCAUACUCCAUGCCAUACGCAGGAUAGUAUAUGCUAUUUCCUGGAGGAUGGGGAUCAGCGUGCUGUUUUUACUGGUGAUACUUUGUUUACUGGAGGAUGUGGACGUUUCUUCGAAGGUGAUGCUGCUCAGAUGAACAAGGCUCUCAAUGAGACGCUUGCAUCUUUGCCAGAUGACACCAAGGUCUACAGCGGCCAUGAAUACACCACGUCGAAUGUGAAUUUCCUCCUUACUAUAUCAAACUCCGAUGCGAUCAAGAAGCUUCAAGCUUUUGCAGAGAGCAAUAAACAGACACAGGGUAUUCUCACUAUUGGGGAUGAAAAGGCCCACAAUGUCUUUAUGAGACUCAGCGAUCCCGAUGUUCUCAAAGCGACAGGAAAGAAAGACCCUGUGGAGGUCAUGGCUGCUCUGAGAGAGUUGAAGAAUGCUAUGUAA
Talaromyces amestolkiae is the source of this 768-nucleotide messenger RNA. RefSeq lists its product as uncharacterized. The record is from RefSeq and is a predicted model, not a curated record. The transcript has 9 exons. Bases 1 to 768 code for a protein of 255 amino acids. Gene Ontology annotation, molecular function: hydroxyacylglutathione hydrolase activity. NCBI's taxonomy places the organism in Eukaryota, Fungi, Ascomycota, Eurotiomycetes, Eurotiales, Trichocomaceae.